GCCUUGCUGACGGGCCCGGGACCGGGACGGCUCCCCGUAAACCGGAAUGCGCCCCCUCAGGCUAGCAGCCGCGUUUGAAUCUGCUUGCAUUACGGAGUGCGAGUGGCAUCUGCGGCCAGAGUGGGCGCCGUAUUACAGUGACAGCUGCGCUUUCAGGUCGCACCCAGAGGCAUUUUGCCGGCCGUAAACUUACGGCAGCUGCCAAGAAACAUACCAGGAAUAGGGACGUCACCAUAGCUGUGCUCUGAGCUGGAGUUUGCAGUGUUGAUCUGCCCUCGCGCCCGGUGGGUGUGGCGCUGCGGCGCACGUGAUUCGUUGUUGCACGAGCCCCUAGCGGCACUUUCGACGGUGCACCACCUCGGCCUGGCGCGUUGCAGGCGCAGCACGGGGACCGUCCAGGUAUCUCCAGUCCAGUCGCCCCUCCGCUAACUCGUGAUGGCCGAGACCUUCGUGCCACGUGCCCGCGGACCGGCGAUGGACCCCUCGGAGGUGGAGACGUUCGACCCGGCGACAGGGCCCGGUCGGUCCGAGUUCGAGCCGGUUCCCGAGAAGCCGCGGACCAAGUGGAGGGAGGUGGCCGACCCACGCACCGUGCACAGCCUCGACCCGGACGUGUACAGCACCAAGAAGUCGGUGGCGCAGGGUUUCAUGGACGUGGCACUGCUCUCCGCCAACGCCGACCAGCUGAGAACGCUACUCAAGACGGGCAACUCGAGCUCCCCGUUCUAUACGGUCUGCCUCGUGUUCAUCUCGCUCAGCCUCAUCACCCAGGUGACGAUUGCCGUUCUGCUGCUGGUCAAGGUCCGCUACAACAUCAACAAACCCGACCAGUUCCGGAAGUCGGAGACGCUCAACAACGUCUGCAUGAUCGCCUCCGUGUUCCUCACAGUGUUCAACGUACUCGUCUCGUCUUUCAUGUCCGAGGUGCCUGGAGUAGCGAUGGGGGAGCCGGCGCCGACCCCCGAAUUCGGUUCUGAGGCUGAGAUCCUACCCGGCUUCAAUAGAGACCCGGUGGGAGAGCCGGUGGUGGGCCAGUAGUGACGUCACUGGCACGCACUCCGCAGACUAUUGAUGAUGACGUCAGUGGCCUCAUAUUGGCGGACUGUCGGUGGACAGGGUGUGACGUCAUCGGCCCAACCUCGGCAGAAUGUUGUGAAUGACGUCAGUGGCCCAAUGUCAGUGGACUGGCUGUGACGUCAAUCGCCACUGGCACAACUUCGUUAGACUACUGGGAAUGACGUCAGUGGCCCAGUGUCGGUGGACUAGGCGUGACGUCAUUUGCCUGAUGUCGGCAGACUAGGUAUUGAGGGUGACGUCAGUGGUCAAUAUCGGCGGGCACUAUUGGGAGUGCCGUGACGUCGGUGGUCUGUUCGUGUGCUCCAUGGUCGGACGAAGUGCCUGGUCCGCUGUUGCCGUUGUAUGAACUGAGUUAUGUGGUCUAAAGAUUGGCUCGUUAGUCUGUGAACGGUGGUCCCUAAACGAUUGUAAGGUCUGAAGUCGCUGGUGCUUAGCUCAAGGUUCGCUGUCUUUGAAUCGGUGUUCGAGAUUAUUGCAUCGCUUUGUAUGACUAGGGAAACUAACCUGUGUGACGUGUGUCCUGUGUACAUAUAAGGUGUCGGUGGUCAAUGGCAAAGCUGAAUGGCUCUCGACUAAAGCUCGCGAUCGCGAUAGCCGGUCCCGAGAGCUAAGAUCAGUGGUCAGUAAUCAGAGCUCGCUGGUCAGAGAUCACAAAGUUUAUAAUUAUUAGUCAACGGUGGUCAGAGCUCAUUGGUCAGCGGUGGUCAGAGCUCAUUGGUCAUAUGUGUAUCAGCGAUCAGUGGUCGAGCUCGCUGGUCGAUCAUCAGUGCUCGAUUAUCAGAAGUAUGUCCGCGACUGGUAUUUUGCGCUACGCUACAGCCAGAAUAUUUCUCAUCCUAUGAUCGGCAAGUCGCGUCUACAUUUACAAUAUAUAGUUACGCUGUCGCAA
This is a messenger RNA of Amphibalanus amphitrite, 1966 nucleotides long. Its product is annotated as ninjurin-2-like. Gene Ontology annotation, biological process: tissue regeneration; cell adhesion. Gene Ontology annotation, cellular component: membrane. Lineage: Eukaryota; Metazoa; Arthropoda; Thecostraca; Balanomorpha; Balanidae. Bases 436 to 1038 code for a protein of 200 amino acids. The record is from RefSeq and is a predicted model, not a curated record. The transcript has a single exon.